AUGGCCUCGUGCGUCUACCUGACACGCCAGCACACACGUACACACUCGAGAGGAGGGUGCGCAAGUGGAAUGUGUCCUCGCAACUGUCCUUGCUGGACGGCGCGACGCGUCGUCAAUGCCAUCAGUCGGAAUGGUCCGGCUCUCUCGCUCCGAGAAGCGGAUCAACCCGCAAGAGUGGUCGUCGAUGUCGACGACGCCAACCGGCUCCUUCACACUCGCCACACGCCGACGCACAGUGGGCUUUUCUGCGUCUCACCCACUGCACACCUCCGAGUGUACCCUUCUCCACACGGUUGCCACGAGAUGGGUUGUUUUGUGUUUGCCGCGCGCUUCGGAUUCGAGGGACGGGCAGGCGACGACUUGUUUGCGCAACCCAACAACAUUAUUCCCUCCUCCCCGGCUCCACCGAUCCGACGGCAUGGUGUGAAACCGACUUACGAGCCGGAAGGCUCUCUUCAAAAACCCCCUUCUUUCUACACUUGCUUGCUUGUGUGUCCGUUUUUGGUGCUGCUCUCGGUUUGUGUUGGGCUGACUUCCCUCGGGACCGGCGUUCGCGUCGAAGCCAGGAGGACUCGGCCUCAUCGGCGUCUGUCUCCGCGUCUGCGUCUGCGUCUGCGUCUG
This is a messenger RNA of Protopolystoma xenopodis, 621 nucleotides long. Lineage: Eukaryota; Metazoa; Platyhelminthes; Monogenea; Polystomatidea; Polystomatidae. The record is from the annotation of a GenBank genome assembly.